This is a messenger RNA of Colletotrichum graminicola M1.001, 882 nucleotides long. Its product is annotated as AoPex11B. NCBI's taxonomy places the organism in Eukaryota, Fungi, Ascomycota, Sordariomycetes, Glomerellales, Glomerellaceae. Gene Ontology annotation, cellular component: peroxisomal membrane. The transcript has a single exon. Gene Ontology annotation, biological process: peroxisome fission. The record is from RefSeq and is a predicted model, not a curated record. Bases 1 to 882 code for a protein of 293 amino acids.
AUGUCACACCGCCCACUCUCACCUCCAAAUACUGAUGGGACUACAGCCGGGCUCGAGCGUAUCCUGCGCGGCCUCCAAGCACUCACCAUAAUCUUCAGCGCGUACCCAUCCCUCAUAUCCCUCAUCCUCUUGACCUCGGACUCGCCCCUCCUCGAGGCCCUCGGCCCGCUGAAGGGUCACCUGAACCUGACGCGCCGCUUCAUCCGCUUCUUCUGGUUCCUCAACUCCCUGGGCACGUCGUACAACCUCUUCAGCUCGGCCCGGCCCGGCGGCUCCUCCCGGGACAGCAGAGGCGCCGUCGGCCUGGAGACCUGGCUCGACAUGGCCAAGUUCACGCUCCUCGGCCUCUACGGCGGCAUCGAGUCCCUGACGCUGCCGGACCUGCUGGGCGUCCCGCAGCUCGAGGUCUUUGGCGCGGAGCGCACGAGGGCGCUCAACCUCGAGGCACAGCGGUUCUGGCUGCUCGCGCUGGUGUCCGGGGUGCUCGCGAACCUGGCAAAGAUGCUCAAGGCGUUCGCGCACGCGCCCGUGCCGCAGCACGGCCACGGGUACGGCACCGGCGAGCAGGCGCAGCAGAAGCCGGGCGGCGGCGGCGAGGAGAAGCUCGACUGGGAGGCGGAGCGCGCCCGGCUCAGGGCCAUCGUGGCCAAGCGGCGGGAAGAGAGGAAGAGGUGGAGGAGGAACGUGGCCUUCCAGGUCAGGUCGCUGGGACGCAAGGUCAUCGCGGACUCGUUGGACUGUCUCAUCCCCGGCGCCGUCUUGGGCUGGAUGAAUGUGCAGCCGGGCACCGUCGGGGUUGCCAUGCUCAUCACGACUUACCUGACGGGCAGGGACAUAUGGGAGAGGUGCGGCGCCGCAGCGGAGGCAAAGAUAGCUUCUUGA